UUUUGGGAUUUGAAGUCCAGAAGUAUUAAAGUCUGGAGACUCUUGAUAUAGAUCCUACUGUCAAGGUUCUGGGGCAGAAUAUGGACCUAUCCAGUGGAAACUCAAUUCUGAAACCAAUUGUGGACAAAUUCCUUGGUCUCUGAAGCACAUUAUAUAAUUUCCUAUUUUCCCCUUCUCUGAUAGAGUUGCUGUGAUGGAUAAAGGGUCCAUUACAAUCUUCAUUUUUUGUCUUGGGAUGGCCAAUAGCCUGGAGUGCCACAAGUGCUUAACAAAUGAAGGGAACUGCUCUAAGGCCCCAGUUGAAGUUUGUAAGCCCAACCAAAACUCCUGCUUCUCCAUGAUCAAGAAGUACCAUGGAUUGAACGCAGAUACAGCCAAGCAGGGCUGUGGCUCCUCAAAUGCUUGCCGGCGGUACCCGGCGGGAACCGAGGGCUCCUUGUUCCGAACAAUGUGGUGUUGCUCUUCAAAUCUUUGCCAACCUGUGACUUUGCAAGUCAACCGAGAUGGAUUGCACAACGGGCUGGUGUGUCAAAGUUGCAUUGGGAACAAAGACGAAUGUGGUUUUACGGCCCCUUCGCAGCAAUGCUACGGGAGUGCAGAUCGAUGCGUGCAAAUUUCCCAACGUUUCCUUCCAGGAGAAGAACUAGAACCCAUCAUAAAGGGAUGUGGAAAUAACUCCUUCCAAGAUCUGCAGGUGCUCUACCAGAUUGGAAAAGACUUUGCUUUCCUUGACCAAAAAGUUUGUGGCCAACCCAACUGCAAUAAUAGAAGUUUUCCAGAGAUCCUCGCUGGACAGCCCAACGGGCUACAGUGUUAUACCUGUCGGGAUUCAGGCCUUGGAGAGAGCCCCUGCCACAAAGGGCAGAUCUUGAGGUGCCCUGGAGCCAUGAACCGGUGUGUGCGCAUCAUAAAAGGAGAAAAUAAAACCACAGCGGUGACUGUCCAAAAGGGCUGCGCCACGGAAUCCAUGUGCAGGAGAGACACCGAUAUAUAUUUUAGACUGAAGAGAGAAAAUUCUCACGCUGAAUGUUGUAAAAGCAAUCUUUGUAACAAAGCCCACCGUCCUACCAGCCCGGAACUGGUGAUCCUUCUUAGUUCAUGGUGGGUGGUGUUCAAAGUCUAUCAAUAACCACCCCAGGUUCCUCUGGGGCAUAGAAAUACAUUUGGGACAUUUUGGUGGUGAUUCUUUUUUUGGGGGGGGGGGGGCUCUGCCACUCAAAUGUAAAAUCUUUGUUGCUUUUCUAAAAAUGUGGUUUUUCUUUUUCCCAAUUUGCCCACUGAGAAGAUGAGGUCUCAUUUGAGUUGACCUCAUUUUUAGGUGAAACACAGAUAUGUAGUUUUCUAGGCCACUGUACAGAAGAUACUGUCUUUCUCCAAAAUGCUUUCUCAGACUUUCCAAUUGAAAUGGAAACCUUGGUGUUCUCCCUCCAAAUACUAACCAGAUAUUGACUGUUGGAAGUAAAACUAGA
Molecule: messenger RNA, 1469 nt
Organism: Crotalus tigris (Tiger rattlesnake)
Lineage: Eukaryota; Metazoa; Chordata; Lepidosauria; Squamata; Viperidae
Product: urokinase plasminogen activator surface receptor-like
Exons: 7
Coding region: 194-1129 (311 amino acids)
Source: RefSeq, a predicted model, not a curated record